UGUUUCCUUCAGUGGCGUUGUUCGGGCGAGCCGAGACGAGACCGCUGCCGUCUGGAAAAAAAAUUGUCGUGUGGCAGACCUAAACAUUCUUCGUAUUUAAACAUUUUCUAACGCCCGAAAAAACGGCAGUUUCAUAUUUUUAGAACCAUUUUCCUGAUAGUUUUCUAAAUCAUCCUGGAGAAUGGCUUCCUCUGAGGUGAAUGGUAGUUCGGCCCCAGUAAAGGAAGAAGAGGAGCCCAUGGAUGUGACAACAACUCACACAGAGAACUACCAGACGCUCAUCGAUGCAGGACUUCCCCAGAAAGUGGCUGAAAAUCUAGACAACAUUUUCCAAACAGGUUUGGUGGCGUACGCAGACCUGGAUGAAAGGGCCAUCGAUGCUCUACGGGAGUUCAAUGAGGAGGGAGCUCUUACAGUGCUGCAGCAGUUCAAGGAGAGCGAUCUGUCCCACGUGCAGAAUAAAAGUGCAUUUCUUUGCGGAGUCAUGAAGACGUACAGACAGAGGGAAAAGCAAGGCAGUAAGGUACAAGAGUCCACUAAAGGCCCAGAUGAGGCAAAAAUAAAGGCUCUCUUGGAGCGAACGGGGUACACCCUGGAUGUCACCACCGGACAAAGGAAAUAUGGAGGCCCCCCGCCUGAGGAGAUGUUCAAAGGCACACAUCCGGGGAUUGGAACGGAGGUGUUUGUAGGAAAAAUCCCCAGAGAUUUGUAUGAAGAUGAGCUUGUGCCGCUGUUCGAGUCGGCCGGUCCCAUCUGGGACCUGAGGUUAAUGAUGGACCCCCUCUCCGGGCAGAACCGAGGAUACGCUUUCAUCACGUACUGCAACAAAGACGACGCCCAGAAGGCCGUGAAGCUUUGUGAUAACCACGAAAUCCGCCCUGGCAAGUAUUUGGGAGUUUGUAUAUCUGUUGCGAACAACCGGCUGUUUGUUGGAUCGAUUCCUAAAAACAAGACGAGGGAAAGCAUACUGGAAGACUUUGGCAAGGUUACAGAGGGUCUUCAGGAUGUGAUUUUGUACCACCAGCCGGACGAUAAGAAGAAGAACCGCGGCUUCUGCUUUCUGGAGUACGAGGACCACAAGUCUGCCGCUCAGGCUCGGCGGCGCCUGAUGAGCGGGAAGGUGAAGGUGUGGGGCAACCCCGUCACCGUGGAGUGGGCUGACCCGGUCGCUGAACCUGAUCCAGAGGUCAUGGCAAAGGUGAAGGUGCUUUUCGUGAGGAAGCUGGCCACGGCGGUGACCGAGGAGCUGCUGGAGAAAACCUUCUCACAGUUUGGAAAGUUGGAGCGAGUGAAAAAGCUGAAAGAUUACGCGUUUGUUCACUUUGAGGAGAGAGACGCAGCUGUACAGGCGAUGGAGGGAAUGAACGGCAAAGAGCUGGGGGGAGAGGAAAUUGAAAUCGUUUUGGCAAAGCCCCCCGACAAGAAGAGGAAAGAGCGCCAAGCGGCGCGGCAGACCACCAGGAAUGCUGGAUAUGAGGAUUACUACUACUAUACCCCCCCUCGCAUGCCGCCCCCAGGCCGAGGCCGGGGUCGCGGCGGCCGAGGGGGCUAUUCCUACCCCCCUGAUUAUUACGGUUAUGAAGACUACUAUGACGAUUACUAUGGCUACGACUAUCACGACUACCGCGGGGGCUACGAGGACCCGUACUACGGCUACGAAGACGUGUACAGCAUGAGGGGCCGCGGCACCCGCCCCAGCAGGGGGGGGCCUCCUCCCCCUCGGGCGCGGGGAGCCCCGCCGGCGCGAGGCCGGGGCGGCUACCCUCAGAGAGGACCGCCCCUGGGCGGGCCGAGGGGCGGCCGCGGCGGGCGGGGCGCUCCCUUCCAACCCCAAAGGGGGCGCGGUCUCCGCGGCGCUAGGGGCAACCGCGGCGGAAACGUGGGCGGGAAAAGGAAGGCCGAUGUGUUUAACCAGCCCGACUCCAAGCGCCGCCAGACCAACAACCAGCAGAACUGGGGGUCCCAGCCCAUCGCCCAGCAGCCCCUGCAGCAGGGGGCCGACUAUUCCGGUAACUAUGGUUACAGUAAUGACACCAUGGAGUUUUCACAGGAUUCUUAUGGGCAGCAGUGGAAAUAGAUGGCAACAAAAAAGAGAAACGACAAAAAAAAUAACAGGAGAUUGGCCUCAUUUUUGUUUUUUGAUUGACUUUUUACUCUCCAUCCAUCCUGAGAAAAAACAAACUGUACAUAUUUAUGGUAGAAAACAUGGACAGACUGCAGAAUUGGCUCAAGAUGAUUGGCUGGAGUCCUUUUGGCUGAGGAAAUUCAUCAUUGGGACACGUCUUCAAAAUAAUAAAAAUCCCUUUUGUUACUUUUUGCUCCUGGUUCUUUAAAACGAACAUUGACAGAAACGCGGACAUUCAUUCUUCCAAAUCUUAACGAGGACGUCAGUAAUGCUUAUUGCCUUGCAGGAGGUUUUUGUCCAUGCUCCACCUUCCCUUGUACUCCCUUUAUUUGUGGUUUCUCUUAGCUGCUUAGGGACUUGCUUGUAAAUAAACGCAUAUUGUUAGAGCUUCUUACUUAAUUUUUUUUCUUUUUGCAAUGGUGGAGAAAAGAAUCCACAAGAAGGAAGGAAAUCAAAGUUUUGUAUUGUUCAAAGUGUAUGCCUAGCAUUUCUAGAACUAGAUAAAUUGUGUUGUUUUUUUAUUUUUAAGUGAUACCAUAACUUCCUUGUUUUUUCCUUUCAAUUUGCUUCGUAGAGUUUGGUUUGGCUUACCUUAAGAGCCGUAGGAGUUUGGUCCCUGGUGUUCUUUGUAUUUAUAACUUUUGCGUUUGUUUUGUUUCAAUAAAACUCCGCUGAGCAUCAGUCGAUUGUCAAACACUUCAAAUUCAAUGUUGUUCUUCCACAUUUGACUUGAUUUGAAGCUCAACUCUAAAAAAAGAUUUGAAAUUGUACCGCUAAGCGACUGGACUCGAGGAGAUGUUUGGAUUAUGCCGGAGCUUUACUCCACAUUGUGUGUUCAAUUCACUUUUUCUAGACGAUUAAAGCUUCCAAAAUUCAAAA
Messenger RNA from Oryzias melastigma (Indian medaka), 3004 nucleotides. RefSeq names its product heterogeneous nuclear ribonucleoprotein R. The record is from RefSeq and is a predicted model, not a curated record. The coding region runs from base 182 to 2077 and encodes 631 amino acids. Gene Ontology annotation, cellular component: nucleus; ribonucleoprotein complex. NCBI's taxonomy places the organism in Eukaryota, Metazoa, Chordata, Actinopteri, Beloniformes, Adrianichthyidae. The transcript is spliced from 11 exons. Gene Ontology annotation, molecular function: mRNA binding.